UAAUCAGUGUUAGAACCAUUAAAGAAGAAACCGCAUUUUCCAUAUUUAAUUUCUAGGUUAAAAAAGGAAAAAUGAAUGGACGCAAAAGUACACGGACCCAUAAUAAAUGCUGCUGUCUAAGUAGGCAGUUCACUAGGUAUUGAGCCACAGCCAGAGUUCUCUUUUGUUAUUGGCUAUGUUCUCCUCAUGCUAUGCUAAUUCCGGUAUACGUGCUUAACGGAGGAUUAACAAACCUGUUACAGCCAACCCACCCCUCAAAAUAGAUGUCUUCCUGUAAUAGGUAUUGAACUGAAGGUUUAUGUGCGCUGAUGAGUGAUUGUUAGGAAGAUGUUAUUAUUAGCCGGCUAUUCCCGAGAACUAUUGUGUACUGGCUAGUUAACAACAGUUAGCCUGUUAGCAUUAGUGUAAAAAUGAUGGAGGAUACAGACACAGGGUGGACGUUAAACUAAAACACUGGAUUCAAUCACGACUUGGAUGUUUUCAUGUGAUUACAAUGACAGACUAGACUCGUUGUAGAGAUGAAACCUCUAAAGCAUACUUUUACUUUGAGAUGAACAGGUAAACUCUCAAGUAAACAGAGGUGGAGAUGGCUCACUCAUCAGGCGGAUCUCAGGAGGGACAGACUGACACCAAAACACACACACACACCCAAACAGAAAAAAUGGACAGUUCUCUUGGUGACAGUCCUGAAAAUCACUGUUCUAAUCAUGGACAGAGGAGGCCAAGUGACUGUUCAGAGAUACUUCCUGAGGAAUAUAUUUCAAAUUACAAAUAUGAUGCUUCCUGGUACCAGGGCCCGUUCACCAAAUCCCUCCAGAGGGCAGAGGCUCUGUUUCGUAACCGUUUUAACCCUAGUCUGAAGUGGCUCAUGGGGCAGAAGGACAAAGAUGGCAGCUGGGACUCUGAGAAUGAGAGCAUCGCUUCCUUUUCCUCCAGAAAUAUGGAAUGCCUUGGGAAAACUUUACAGAGUUUCAGCUCUCAAUGCCACAUGCUCCGUGAUCCUGCACCAGGAGGCAGGCUGUUUGGCUGUAUCAUGGGUCUUUCUUCCUCUGAGGAAGAUGAUUUUCACCACCAACCUCAGGCUGCAGCCUUCAGCCAGCAUUACUGUCAGCUACAACACCUGAUGGACCACAGAGGUCAGCUGCUCUUCCUCCAUGAGUACAGCCGUCGCACACAUGUGGCCACCUGCUUUGUGGUGCAACUGGACUCAGUGUUGGAGAAGACGCAUCUCCUUUUGGCUGACAGGGGGCAAGUAGCUGAGCAGCCCAACUCUACAUGGAACCUCAGCCUUAGUGCUUUGUGCCAAGAAAUGCAGGUUCAUGUCAACCACUGGGAUCUACUCUGGGCCAAAGCUCGAGCUGACUUCCAUCUUCGCCGUGUUCUUUUCAGGCGUGUGAAGACCCUUGCUUCCAUGCAGCGAACUUUACACUUGCUGGGCUUCCAGGCCUUGUGGUUGAUGGAGCAGUGCAUCCACACUGCACUUUCUGCUUUGGCUGCUGCCCAGCUGGACUGUGUGCCCAGAGAUGCCUUAGUGGACCUGCUGUGUGCGGUUGAGCUGUACAACCAGAUCGCAGAAGACAAGUGGAUCCAGGGUACAACAUCUGCCUGUGACUCACAGCUCAUGUUCAGCUCAUACUGGCCCCAGCUGGGAUCUGUUUUGCUUAAAAACAUAACUGGUCCUAAAACAUUCCCAGUUGAGCAGUUGAUGAUGAUUCUGGCCCAGAGUCAAGCUCAGAAAUCAGCUGAACAACUUUACACAUGGUCUUCCCAGCAGAGUUACCUCCUCCAUAUGGCUAAAAACCCCAACAAACUUAAGAGUCUCUUUGCACACCCUAAUCUCAAUAGUCAGCUUUCAUCAUCACCCACAAUAAACAUACAUACAGUACAACUUGAACCUCAAUCUACUGUUAAUGAGGUGCCCCAAAAGCCCCUUCACAGCCUCUGGUCCUCGAAUCUUCCAUUCUCUUCGUUUAUCUCGAGAGACAGAGAGUGUCUCAAUACCUUCUUUGAAGUCUUAGUGACCUCAACAAAUCUCUUAGCUCCACUUAUUCCCAGAAAACCUCUGUUAAACAGAAUAGCUGAUUUGGAGGAUUCUGUGGUGAUUUGUCGUGGGGCCAGUGAAGGAGAAGAGAGACUGCUAAACAGACCCAGAAUGACCUCCAGGAACUACAACGUGGCCGCGAUGGAUCUCAGGAAGUCUGAUGCAUACAUGAAGCUUUUCUCUUAUUAUAAGAAGCUGCUGUGGGGGGAAUUUGGUAAAGCAGUUGUAAGUCACUUUUAUUAUCAGCCAUGCAACAGCACUCUGGGAAGUAUCAACCAGUGGAAUGAUGAAAUGGUGCUUCAUUUGGUCACAUGGCUCAAACAUUCAUAUAUUGAAGACCUCAUUCCACAAGAAUGUAAAGGAAAUUUGAGCAAUUUCUGCUCUUAUAUGUUAUCUGCUGCUGCCUUCACACAGUGGGAUGAAAUGAUGUGUUUGUCGCUGGGCUCAGGGCUAAAAGAGAAGUGUGUCCCUGGAUUUAAACAGGAAAGAUGUUCAGUGAGGACAGCCACAACGGAUCUCAUCCUCCUGCUCUUCCCACCUCUGCAUAUUGUUCUUCAGCUACUGCAAUGCCCAGACGUAGAGUCAGUUGACAGUGGAUCCAAGAGCCUUAAGAAAAAUCAUCUGGGAUUGCUGUGUAGGUCUGUUGCAACUGUCCAGUCCUGUACUGUUUGGGUUAUGAGUAAAGCCUACCAGUUUCUGGCGUCCUGGUCCCUUACUAAGUUCCUGCUGGUCACACAAGGAGAUCUUAAGGAUCUCAAGGACUCAGUGGAGGGCCUGGUCUACCUCACUCAAGCUGCUGGCAGAGAUUCAGUUCACCCUCUCAUAAUUCAGCAGACAGCCUCACUCUCUAAGGCACUUACAGAUCUGCAAGCUUUCUCUGAUCUUGUCCUGAGGACCUUUUCUAUAGACUGUAAGAAAAUGUCUGUGGAGAUCUUUGAGCAAACCAUGCCGUCAGGAAAGCAUUGGAGGAUCAAUCACAAAACCGAGCUGCCCAGCAGUCCUAGUGAUUAUGCAGCCUCUGCAGCUCAGAUUGUGAUUGGUCAGGUGCUGGAGGGUGUUCAGCCUCUGCCUGAUGAUGCUCGUAUUUCUGCUCUCACUGAGGCUAUGACGGCUUUCAUGGAGGCCUGGAUGGAGCACAUCCUCAAACAGAAGAUCAAGUUUAGUAUUCAGGGAGCUCUGCAGCUGAAGCAUGACUUCGACUUGAUUCGAGAUCUCAUUCGUUCAGAGGAAUACAGCCUCUCAGAGGAGCUGCACCAGAAGCUGCUGUCACUACAUGUUUUUCAUCAGGUGGAUAAUGCAAUCGUGUGCCUACUUCAGCAGCCCAUGGCAAAACCUUACCUGCCCUCUCGCAGCUGGGAGCCCUUCAGACACUGCUGUCCAAGCAGUGCACAGGUCAUGGAUCAGGCAGCGGGGAGUCUUAAUAAUCUGGAGAGUAUGGACAUACAGGCAGCGUUCCAGCAGGCCCUGACACACGCUGAGAGCUCAGUGACCCCUGAGCUGCUGUCCUCCUCCCCACCUGAGUCCUACUUGGCCGUGGCUCAGCAGGAAUGGCUGGACCUGCGGAUACACAGCAGCUCACGCUGGAAACUCCCAGUGCUGCAUUGUUUCACUAAAUCUGAAUCUUAGUCAAGUGACCAGAGCAGUUAUGUCUGUUUACUGGCCCAUUUACAGAUCAAUUAUUCAUUCAGAUAUGAUAUGUUGUUGAAUUUGUUACAAGGAUGUAAUCUAAUGGCCAACAAAACAGUUCAGGAUUCUUGCCAGAGAGCAGUAAGUUGAGGCACGUGUGUAGCAUUUGUAUUUUCUGUGAAAAACUGUUUAUCGUCAGAUAAACAAUGUCACUGUUGAUGCCUUUCUGAAUAAACUGAAAAUAGUAAAAUUAUUCAUGUAUAUUUAUCUAUUUUUCAAAUAAUUUUCUUCAUUGCCAAAGUAAUUCUGGUGUUUUAUAGAGACUUUAACUACAGAUGUAUUUAUUUACUAUUAUACUAAAUGC
Molecule: messenger RNA, 4031 nt
Organism: Sinocyclocheilus grahami
Lineage: Eukaryota; Metazoa; Chordata; Actinopteri; Cypriniformes; Cyprinidae
Gene: ccdc142
Product: coiled-coil domain containing 142
Exons: 14
Coding region: 587-3667 (1026 amino acids)
Source: RefSeq, a predicted model, not a curated record